AUGGAGAUUGGUAUCAUUAUAAGAGAUGAAGAAGGAGAGGCUUUGGUGGCUGAGUGUGAUAUCAAGAAUAAUGUGGUAAAUGCAGCUGUUGCAGAAAGUUUGGCCUUGAGAAAAGCAGCUGAAUUGUGCUCAGAUCUCAACAUUCAAAAAGCUAUCUUUGAGGGCGAUGCAAAGGAAGUAGUUGAGGCUGUACUGAGUGAGAAAGAAGCUGUUCUUGACUUUAGUUCUAUCAUCGAUGAUGUUAAGUUUGACUUCAGAAAUAGGACACAUUGGUUUAUUCAAUUUGCUAGUAGGAAAAAGAACACAAUAGCUCAUAUUUUAACAAAGAAAGCUUUAGAGAUACGAAAAGAAAUAGUUUGGAUAGAAAAGGUCUUGGAAUUCACUAUGGGAUGCCUUCUUAAUGAUACAAGUUGUAAAACGUAA
Messenger RNA from Juglans microcarpa x Juglans regia, 423 nucleotides. RefSeq lists its product as uncharacterized. The transcript has a single exon. The coding region runs from base 1 to 423 and encodes 140 amino acids. The record is from RefSeq and is a predicted model, not a curated record. Lineage: Eukaryota; Viridiplantae; Streptophyta; Magnoliopsida; Fagales; Juglandaceae. Gene Ontology annotation, molecular function: RNA-DNA hybrid ribonuclease activity; nucleic acid binding.